Molecule: messenger RNA, 997 nt
Organism: Asparagus officinalis (garden asparagus)
Lineage: Eukaryota; Viridiplantae; Streptophyta; Magnoliopsida; Asparagales; Asparagaceae
Product: salicylic acid-binding protein 2-like
Exons: 3
Coding region: 87-923 (278 amino acids)
Biological process (GO): salicylic acid metabolic process; jasmonic acid metabolic process
Molecular function (GO): methyl salicylate esterase activity; methyl jasmonate esterase activity; methyl indole-3-acetate esterase activity
Source: RefSeq, a predicted model, not a curated record
GCCGCUAGCAAACUACUAGAGUAUUCGAUCGCCUCUAUACAUAGCACACAGCAACUUGACACUAAUUCCCAGAUCAGGAGGGAACCAUGGCCGAACCUACAGAGAACAAGCGCCGCAUAAUUCUGGUCCAUGGAGCUUCCCAUGGAGCGUGGUCCUGGUACAAACUAGCGACACUUCUCAAAUCCGCAGGACACCAAGUGACAAUCCCUGACCUCAAAUCCGCAGGACACUUCUCAAAUCCGCAGGACACCUCAGGGAUCGACGCAACGAGGCUCGAGGAGGUUGCUUCUUUCGCUGAUUAUUCGCAGCCGCUGAUGGAUGUCGUGGCUUCGCUACCGUCGACGGAGAAGGUGAUCUUGGUGGGUCACAGCCUCGGCGGGCUCAGCGUGGCGCUGGCGGCGGAGAAGUUCCCGGAGAAAGUUGCGGGUUUGGUUUUUGUUACGGCGCUUAUGCCCGACUGUGAAUCUAGCCCCGGCCGUCUUCUUAAGGAUCUCCUGUUCAGUCCACUGUUUAUGUCGCUCGAUACACAGCUCACCCCUAUUGAAGCCCCAACAGAAAGUAAAAUUCCUCCCCCUUCCAGGAUGAUAUUCGGUCCUCAGACCAUCGCUUACAACCUCUAUCAACUCUGCUCACAGGAGGAUCUCAUGUUAGCGAGCACGCUCCUGAGGCCUUGCCCGAUGUUUUUAGAAGAUCUUGAGAGCACGUCGGCAUUGUCUAAGGACAGGUAUGGCUCGGUGCCUAGUUUCUACGUGGUGUGUUGCGACGACGCAAUAAUCGUGAAAGAGUAUCAACAGCAGAUGAUUCGGAGUAAUUGUGUGAAGAAAGUGUUCGAGAUUGAAGGAUCGGAUCAUAUGCCCAUGUUUUCAAGGCCACAGGAGUUGUGUCAAUCUCUACUUGAAAUUGUUGAGCAUGUUGAUGAGUAAUGAAAUCUAUUUCAUAUGUUGUUAUCUUUCAAAUGAAUAAAAAUUAUAGCUUUGUUUCUUGCACAUCAUUCUCA